This is a messenger RNA of Girardinichthys multiradiatus, 5388 nucleotides long. Its product is annotated as voltage-dependent T-type calcium channel subunit alpha-1I-like. NCBI's taxonomy places the organism in Eukaryota, Metazoa, Chordata, Actinopteri, Cyprinodontiformes, Goodeidae. Gene Ontology annotation, molecular function: voltage-gated sodium channel activity; low voltage-gated calcium channel activity. The record is from RefSeq and is a predicted model, not a curated record. The transcript has 31 exons. Gene Ontology annotation, biological process: sodium ion transmembrane transport; calcium ion transmembrane transport; neuronal action potential. The coding region runs from base 1 to 5388 and encodes 1795 amino acids. Gene Ontology annotation, cellular component: neuron projection; voltage-gated calcium channel complex; voltage-gated sodium channel complex.
AUGCUCCUUAACUCCAGUUCCAUCAGCACGUGGUUCGAGAGGAUUAGCAUCAUGGUGAUCCUGCUCAACUGCGUGACGCUUGGCAUGUACCAGCCCUGCGAGAACAUUGACUGUACCUCGGACCGUUGUCAGGUCCUCCAGGCCUUUGAUGCAUUUAUCUACAUCUUCUUUGCACUGGAGAUGGUGGUAAAGAUGGUGGCUCUCGGGAUCUUUGGCCGUCGCUGUUACCUGGGAGAUACCUGGAACAGGUUGGACUUUUUCAUCGUCAUGGCUGGGAUGGUGGAGUACUCGCUGGAUCUGCAAAACAUCAACUUGUCUGCCAUUCGAACAGUUCGGGUUCUUCGGCCACUGAAAGCCAUCAAUAGAGUCCCAAGUAUGCGCAUCCUGGUGAACCUGCUGCUAGACACUCUACCCAUGCUGGGCAAUGUGCUGCUUCUCUGCUUCUUUGUCUUCUUCAUCUUUGGCAUCAUUGGUGUGCAGUUAUGGGCGGGGCUUCUAAGGAAUCGAUGCUACCCUGAGGAGAACUUCACCAUACCUUCUGGUAUGACGCUGCCAGCUCCCUACUACCGACCAGAGGAGGAUGAUGAGCGGCCCUUCAUCUGCUCUCUGGCUUCUGAUAACGGUAUUAUGUCAUGUUCCGAUGUGCCAGCGAGGCGGGAAGGAGGACGCAUAUGUUGUCUGGAUAAGGAAGAUGCUCUGCACAGACAAUCUUUGGGCCUGAGUCCUGAGCCACUGUCUAAUGGCAGUGGUGCUGGUGAAGCUCUGGGUCUGUGCAUUAAUUGGAACCAGUAUUAUACUAGGUGCCAUACUGGAAACAAUAACCCCCACAAAGGAGCAAUCAACUUUGACAACAUUGUAUAUGCCUGGAUAGUCAUUUUUCAGGUGAUAACAUUGGAGGGCUGGGUUGAGAUCAUGUAUUAUGUGAUGGACGCCCACUCCUUUUACAACUUCAUCUACUUCAUUCUACUCAUCAUUAUUGGUUCAUUCUUCAUGAUCAACCUGUGCCUGGUGGUCAUCGCCACUCAGUUCUCAGAAACCAAACAGCGGGAGCACCAGCUGAUGCAGGAGCAAAGGGCACAGUGCCUGUCCUCCUCCACCUUAGCUAGCAUGGCUGAGCCGGGAGACUGCUAUGAAGAGAUCUUCCAGCUGGUCUGUCACGUCCUUCGCAAGGCCAAGAGGAGAUCGGCAGCCCUCUAUUACACUCUGAGAGGGAAGCCUGCUCCAGCUAGCGCAGGCAGGAGUAACAGGCGAAGUGGAGGGAAUGUAAAUGGAGAUCGACAUAAUUUGAGGCACCAUAGAUCACACAAAUGUCCACAACACAGCAAGACAAACCAUGACUCCCAUGGUCAAGCUAACUCCAUCAGCCUGACUGUCCAGAACCCUGAGGAGUGCCCUGUAUGUCUGAAAGAAGGUGCAAGGACAGCAGGACAUUUGGAGAAUGGGGAUGAAAAUGAAGAGGAUGCCAUGAAGGAAACAGACAAAGAGGAGAACCACUUGGAGGAGAAGAAAGACAGAGAGGGGAGGCAAAGGAGGACGUGCUUCGGACGUUGCAGGGAUCUUUGGAAGGAUAUGAGAAGGAAACUUUGGGGUAUCGUGGAGAGCAAGUACUUCAGCAGAGGCAUUAUGAUUGCAAUUCUUAUCAACACUAUCAGCAUGGGCAUUGAGCACCACAACCAGCCUGAGGAGCUGACCAAUGUUCUGGAAAUCUGUAACAUUGUCUUUACCAGCAUGUUUACCCUGGAGAUGAUCCUAAAGCUCUCAGCUUUUGGCUUCUUUGAGUACUUGAGGAACCCGUACAACAUCUUUGAUGGCAUUAUUGUCAUCAUCAGUGUGUGUGAGAUCAUUGGCCAGGCAGAUGGUGGUCUGUCAGUGCUGAGGACAUUCAGGCUGCUGAGGGUCAUUAAGCUGGUGAGGUUCAUGCCCGCACUGAGGCGGCAACUUGUGGUCUUGAUGAAGACCAUGGACAACGUGGCCACCUUCUGUAUGCUACUCAUGCUCUUCAUCUUUAUCUUCAGUAUCUUGGGAAUGCACAUAUUUGGCUGUAAGUUCAGUUUGAAGACAGAGGCAGGAGACACAGUUCCUGACAGGAAGAACUUUGACUCCUUGCUUUGGGCCAUCGUCACUGUGUUUCAGAUUCUAACUCAGGAGGACUGGAACAUGGUACUCUACAAUGGCAUGGCAUCCACCUCUCCCUGUGCUGCUCUUUACUUUGUCGCCCUUAUGACAUUUGGAAACUAUGUGCUCUUCAAUUUACUUGUUGCCAUCCUGGUUGAAGGCUUCCAAGCAGAGGGUGAUGCAAACCGCUCUUAUUCGGAUGAUGACCGGUCUUCCUAUAAUUUUGACGAAAAUGAAAAGCAAAAAGACUCCCUGCACCUCUCAGACCCAAAGAUCUGUACCCUGACCCCUAAUGGACACCUGGACAUGUCAUUGUUGCCUGCUGGUCUGUUUCCAGGAGAGAGGUUGACCUUUGCUCUUGGCGCCAGAAAGAACAGUGUUAUUUCUCUCGGCAGAGCCGAUGUGGAGAAGAGGUCUGUGUACCCAGGUCGAAGCUACCACAACUGGGGCCGUCCGCUGCCUCACCACUUGUGGGCCCGUCGUUCCAGCUGGAGCAGUCUCGGGGGACGUCCCUGCUCCUCUUCAUCUCCAUCUGCUAGUCCUGCCUACACGCCCACUUCUGCAAGGCCCUUCUAUGGCUAUGGUUUGGGGGGUCUAGGAGGGGUGGUAGGAGGAAGCCUUCGUAUCCGUGGUCCUCGUGCCUCCUCAUCUCCCCACCAUCACCACCAUAUCCAACCAGAUGAAGAGGAGUCCCUUCUCUCUCCUCCUGCAGCUGCUCCUCAUUGUCUUCAGCCUCCACAUCCGAAGCUCCAUGACUAUUUUGCCUCUCGUAGGGACCGCAGAGCCCUCUCUCUAGAGCUCCCCCACAUGCUCCAGUCUCCAGUUGGAAACCCACAGCAACACCACGCUCUGCCUCCCAUGAAACUCUAUGGUCACCACAGGAAGAAGAGCCUCUCUGGAGGGCUUGUGAUCAGCACCAGUGGAGACUUGGAAGGAAUCCACCAGGACUGUAAUGGGAAGUCCCCACUAUCGCACCUGCUUCUUCCGCCGUCAAGGCGCCAGGCGGAGCAGACUGAAGGGGCAAACCCCCAGAGCCACCUGAUGACAGAUGUCUUCCCCCAGGUCAACACACGCAGCAAGGACAGGGAGGACCUGGAUGACGACAUUGAAUAUAGCUUAUGCUUCCGAAUCCAGAAGAUGUUGGAAGCAUACAGACCAGACUGGUGUGAAACAAGAGAAGAUUGGUCCAUCUUUCUUUUCUCCCCACAGAACAAGUUCAGACAGAUGUGCCAGUCCAUCAUCGCCCAUAAGCUGUUCGACUAUGUUGUGUUGGCUUUUAUCUUCUCCAACUGCAUCACAGUGGCUCUAGAGAGGCCAAAGAUACUUCAGGGCAGCUUGGAAAGAGUCUUUCUCACGAUUUCCAACUACAUCUUUACUGCCAUCUUUGUGAGCGAGAUGACUCUCAAGGUGGUUUCCAUGGGACUGUACAUGGGUGAACAGGCUUAUCUGCGGAGCAGCUGGAACGUUUUGGAUGGAUUCCUGGUUUUUGUGUCACUGAUUGAUAUUGUUGUGUCCAUGGCUGGAGGAGCGAAAAUCUUGGGUGUUCUCAGAGUACUCAGACUGCUCCGAACAUUGCGUCCCCUCAGGGUGAUUAGCAGAGCUCCAGGAUUGAAGCUGGUGGUGGAAACCCUCAUCACUUCCCUCAAACCUAUCGGCAACAUCGUCCUCAUCUGUUGUGCGUUCUUUAUCAUCUUUGGUAUCCUUGGAGUACAGCUUUUUAAAGGCAAAUUUUUCUACUGUCUCGGUGCUGAUGUCAAAAACAUCACCAACAAGUCUGAUUGUCUGCAAGCAAACUACAAGUGGGUCCACCAUAAGUACAACUUUGAUAACUUAGGACAGGCUCUGAUGUCGCUGUUCGUACUUGCCUCUAAAGAUGGCUGGGUAAAUAUUAUGUACCAUGGCCUGGAUGCAGUGGGUGUUGACCAACAGCCGAUAACCAACAACAACCCAUGGAUGCUUCUAUAUUUCAUCUCCUUCCUCCUCAUUGUCAGCUUCUUUGUCCUCAACAUGUUCGUUGGCGUGGUGGUGGAAAACUUCCACAAGUGUCGCCAGCAUCAGGAGGUGGAGGAGGCCAAGAGACGUGAAGAGAAGCGACAACGGCGGAUGGAAAAAAAGAGGAGGAAAGCUCAGAAGCUGCCUUACUAUGCCAGCUACGGCAGCAUGCGCCUGAUGAUCCACACGCUCUGCACAAACCACUACUUGGACCUCAUCAUCACCUUCAUCAUCUGUAUAAAUGUCAUCACCAUGUCAUUAGAGCACUACAAUCAACCUCACUCUCUGGACCUUGCCCUCAAGUACUGCAACUAUGUCUUUACCUCCACAUUUGUGCUGGAGGCCAUUCUCAAGCUCAUCGCCUUUGGAUUUCGGCGCUUCUUCAAAGACAGGUGGAACCAGCUGGACCUAGCCAUUGUCCUCCUGUCAGUAAUGGGCAUCACUUUGGAGGAGAUUGAGAUCAGCGCUGCCCUGCCCAUCAACCCUACUAUCAUCAGAAUCAUGAGGGUUCUGAGGAUAGCACGAGUCCUGAAGCUGCUGAAGAUGGCGACUGGAAUGAGAGCCUUGUUGGAUACAGUUGUUCAAGCCCUGCCUCAGGUGGGUAACCUGGGCCUGCUCUUCAUGCUGCUGUUUUUCAUCUACGCCGCCUUAGGAGUAGAGCUUUUUGGAGAACUUGUUUGCAAUGAAGACUAUCCAUGUGAAGGUAUGAGUCGUCACGCUACUUUUGAAAACUUUGGCAUGGCCUUCCUUACCUUAUUUCAAGUCUCCACGGGCGACAACUGGAAUGGCAUCAUGAAGGACACAUUGCGGGAGUGCCCACCAGACCAUAACACAGAUGUGGACUAUGCCUGCAAUCCGAGCCUUCAGUUUAUCUCGCCCAUGUAUUUUGUCUCCUUUGUGCUCACCGCCCAGUUUGUGCUCAUCAAUGUGGUGGUGGCCGUGCUGAUGAAGCACCUGGACGACUCCAACAAGGAGGCCCAAGAGGAGGCGGAGAUGGAUGCAGAAAUUGAGCUGGAGCUGGCCCAGGGCACCCUCUGUUGCAUGGGCGCCCCCAUUUGUGGGGGUGGUGGGAUUGACAAAGGACUCUUGGCCGCUGGAUCAGGCCUUGGAGGGGGGCCAGGGAGAAGAGAGAGGGGAAGUUCCAGGGGAGAGACAGGAGAAGGAGUGAGGAACCUGCGACAGGCUGUAACGCACCAGGGACCUUAUAACUCCUGCGACUCCCCCCAGUCAUAUUCGCCGGCACAACAGAUCAGAAUGGCAGAGAUUGAGCAGCAUCAUUGA